AUGUACAAGACAGGCAUCAGUGGUGAAAAGGACUUCGAGAAGAGAUUUCGGACUCAAAACAAUUAUUUGAAAUUCGAGUAUCUGACAACUUCGGUCUCUUACAAAUUUAAGUUGGAUCUGUGCUUCGAUAUUUACUGUAAUCAACGUUUUUACCCCUCUUCCUGGUUGGACGACGUCGUGCCGAAAGACAGAGACCCGAAAUUCAUCCCGAAUGUUUCGGUAAUCGAAACGGGUGUCGCUUCAAUAACGAUUGCGUGGAAUGCACCGCCGACGGACUUGCAGGACCGCGUUUAUUACUAUAAAUUAGCGUUGAGCACUGACAACUUGCCCAACAAACCACUGUACGUGAACAAAACCGAGAAUUCUCACACAUUCGAAGAUCUUCUGCUGAACAAAACUCAUCGAUUCAAAGUAGCAGCCUGCAGCGAUUACAAAACGCAAUGCGGUAAUUGGAGCGAGGAAAAAGAAGCUUUUACGUACAUCACAAGUAUGGAUUCCAGAAGUGGGAUACAAGAUGAAACAUGGCUGAUUACGGGAACAAUUGCUAUUCUAUUUGUCAUCGUCGUUGUAACGAUAGCGGCUUGGAACUUUCGCAGAAAGGCAUUGAAACGAAAGUUGAUCAAAGCAAGACUAGAGUACUUCAAUUCCGGGGCCCCGAUUCCUCUGGAUCCAGAAUUGGCUGUGAGCGAUCAGGCCGAGUUACUGCCGUACAACAAGAAAUGGGAAUUCCCGCGGGAUUUCUUGAAACUUGACGAAGUAUUAGGAAGCGGUGCAUUCGGCGUAGUGAGGAAGGCACAGGCAAAGACGAUCUGCUCACGCGAAACAGUCACGACAGUUGCGGUCAAGACGGUCCGACCGACGGCCAACCUGAACUGCAUGAAGGCCCUUCUUCGCGAACUCAGGAUUCUCGUUUACUUGGGUCAACAUCUGAACAUUGUCAACCUUCUCGGCGCGUGCACCAAAAAUAUUGAUUUUGGCGAACUCUUGGUCAUCGUCGAAUACUGCCGGUACGGGAACUUACACGACUACUUGGUGCGACGCAGAGUCAACUUCAUCGAUCAAUUGAACGAAUUCGGAGAAAAACUAUGCGAUUCGGCUGCCCGUGAAGACGCGAUCAAGGUCGAUGACGUUGGUACAAACACGGACAGCCGUUCCGAUGGCAAUUCGACAAUAGUUAACUGCUCGAAUAACGUUACUUCCAAGACUACGGAUGCAAGAGUGGACGACUGUUCCCCGAAUGUCAGUUUAACGGAACUCAACGCGCCGUUGAAGUAUCCAGGUGAUCGGACGGAUUUCAACUCAAGGCCGACGUGCACGCACGACUUGGUGUGUUGGGCUUGGCAGGUUUCUUGUGGCAUGCAGUAUCUCGGUGCGAAAAAGAUCAUACACGGUGACUUGGCAACCAGAAAUAUACUUCUCGCCGAUGACAACGUGGUAAAGAUCUGUGACUUUGGUUUGUCAAAGUCUCUUCGGGAAGAAGAGAAUCAGAAGAGCAUGGAGAAUGGUCCUCUCCCCGUAAAGUGGAUGGCCAUCGAGUCGCUCAGGGAUCGAGUGUUUUCUACCAAAUCGGACGUCUGGUCUUUCGGCGUCGUUUUGUGGGAACUGUUUUCUUUGGCGAGAACUCCUUAUCCCCUGAUAAGACCUGAGGAUAUGUGCCGAAAACUAGCCGAAGGUUAUCGUAUGGAGAAACCGCCGUACGCGCCGAGAAGCAUUUACCAAAUGAUGCUUCGUUGCUGGAAUGCGGAGCCGUCGGAACGACCGUCGUUCGAAAAGCUGACGAUGAACAUAGCCGACCUGAUUGAGGAGCACGUGAAAACGUUUUAUCUGGACCUGGGCAAUCCGUACACCAAGAUUUACGCUGAUAUCUGGAAACACGAGAGAGAGACUGCGAUAAGCGCGGAAGAAUCUGACGCCCUCGAAGUAGAAUAAUGAGAAAAUAAUUCUGCAAUGAACCCGAGACGCGGAAUUUCCCGUCAAUAUCUGCAGUCCGUUUUAACUUCUAUAACUCGUUACAUUUUUAGCCACAAGUUCGCUUCUCGUAUAUUAAUUACAUAAUUACCGAAUGUAAAUUUAAUCAUUAAAAAUCCACUGUGAAGAAAUACAUUGGAU
Messenger RNA from Neodiprion fabricii, 2109 nucleotides. Its product is annotated as vascular endothelial growth factor receptor 1-like. Gene Ontology annotation, biological process: protein phosphorylation; cell surface receptor protein tyrosine kinase signaling pathway; multicellular organism development. The coding region runs from base 1 to 1929 and encodes 642 amino acids. NCBI's taxonomy places the organism in Eukaryota, Metazoa, Arthropoda, Insecta, Hymenoptera, Diprionidae. The transcript is spliced from 10 exons. Gene Ontology annotation, cellular component: signaling receptor complex. Gene Ontology annotation, molecular function: protein binding; transmembrane receptor protein tyrosine kinase activity; ATP binding. The record is from RefSeq and is a predicted model, not a curated record.